Messenger RNA from Dryobates pubescens (Downy woodpecker), 1570 nucleotides. RefSeq names its product transmembrane protein 30A (gene CDC50A). The coding region runs from base 66 to 1205 and encodes 379 amino acids. The record is from RefSeq and is a predicted model, not a curated record. The transcript has 7 exons. Gene Ontology annotation, cellular component: Golgi apparatus; endoplasmic reticulum; plasma membrane. Gene Ontology annotation, biological process: phospholipid translocation. Lineage: Eukaryota; Metazoa; Chordata; Aves; Piciformes; Picidae.
CGCGGGGCCGGUGCCGCCGGGGUGUGGGUCGGUGCCGCCGGGGGCGGCGCGUUCCGGCGGGCGCCAUGGCGGUGAACUACAGCGCGAAGGAGGAGGCGGACGGGCACCCCUCGGGCGGCGUCGGGGUGCCCGGCGGCGGAGCGGUGGGCGGCGGCGGCGGAGGCGGCGGCGGGGCGGUGAAGACCCGCAAGCCCGAUAACACGGCGUUCAAGCAGCAGCGGCUGCCGGCCUGGCAGCCCAUCCUGACGGCGGGCACGGUGCUGCCGGCCUUCUUCAUCAUCGGCCUCAUCUUCAUCCCCAUCGGCAUCGGCAUCUACGUCACCUCCAACAACAUCCGCGAGUACGAGAUUGACUAUACAGGAACAGAGCCUUCCAGUCCCUGCAACAAGUGUUUAAAUGUGUCCUGGGACAGCUCAGCACCUUGUACUUGCACCAUCAAUUUCACCCUGGAGCACUCGUUUGAGAGCAAUGUGUUCAUGUAUUAUGGACUGUCCAACUUCUACCAAAACCACCGCCGCUACGUGAAGUCUCGAGACGACAGCCAGCUCAACGGAGACAACAGCUCCCUGCUGAACCCAAGUAAGGAAUGUGAGCCUUACCGCACCAACGAGGACAAGCCCAUUGCUCCCUGUGGAGCCAUUGCCAACAGCAUGUUCAAUGAUACUCUGGCGUUGUACCUCAUCGAAAAUGAGACCACAGUGCCUAUCACUCUGAUCAAAAAGGGCAUUGCCUGGUGGACAGACAAAAAUGUGAAGUUCAGGAAUCCUACAGGAGAUGGAAAUAACUUAACUGCACUUUUCCAAGGCACAACAAAGCCUGUGAACUGGCCCAAGCCAGUGUACAUGCUGGACUCUGAGCCUGACAACAAUGGCUUCAUCAACGAGGACUUCAUCGUCUGGAUGCGCACGGCUGCCCUGCCCACCUUCCGCAAGCUCUACCGCCUCAUCGAGAGGAAGGACAACCUGCAGCCUACCUUGCAGGCUGGAAACUAUUCUUUGGUUAUCACAUACAAUUAUCCUGUACACAGCUUUGAUGGCCGAAAAAGAAUGAUCCUAAGCACCAUCUCCUGGAUGGGAGGCAAAAAUCCCUUCCUGGGCAUUGCUUACAUCACUGUUGGGUCCAUCUGCUUCUUCUUAGGGGUCGUGUUGCUGAUCAUCCACCACAAAUACGGCAACCGCAACACCAGCGCGGACAUUCCCAACUAACCCUCCUGCACCCCCAAAGCAAAUCUGCUGCAUGUGCAUCAAGGCCAGUCCACAACAGACCCAGUUUUUGAAAGGCAAAUCUCUGCUCCUCUCACUACUGAGGCUGGGUACCUCACGUGUCCCUGAGGCUCUCCCUUCCCGUGCUGUGGGUUAGCUCCUCCAGCCGACGGGUGUCCAGUUAGCUACGUUGAUUGUAUCUCUGCCCACCUCAGAUCCAGGCUCUCCUGCUGGUUUCUUUGCCUCUGGGCUGGGCAGGCCACACGAUGCCUCUAGCUCCUGUGGUUCCCUCCAUGCAUCUGCUGCUUGUUCAUGUGUUGUGUAACCUCGGUGUGAAUUCAGUACCUGGAGGUUUAGUGGAGAGAGGC